CAGGGUGGAAAUGUCACACCAGGCUGGGGGCACGAAAUUAUAUUUAAAUUAAUUUAAAAAUUUAGCACGGACUUGGAGUGGAUUGUGAGUGUUUCGAACGGAAAUGAUUCAAAAGAAAAGAUUUCGAUCACGCUGUUGAUUAUGAUAUGACUGAGUUGGUAACGCUGUUUGUAAUUUAAAUUUGGGCGCUAAAUGUCAAAAUGGGUAAAUCCUUGUGACUCAAAAAAUGAAAAAUGACCCUCAUAAUCAUGAAAAGACUUUUCCUAUAAGACGAAGACAUGGGGAAGGUUCAAGUUCGUCACUGGAAUCUUCAGAUAUUGAAGGAACUUUCAUUCCCCUAACACAGGCUGACUCUAGAUGGGAAAGUUUAAAUUUUCUCAAUGGGAAUUUUAGAGAAGAGGAGCAAGAAGAUGUCGUAAAAAUCACAGACUUGCAAACUGAGGAAAAACCUCCUUUAUUUUUGUUGUUUCCGGACUUGGGUAAUAAAGAUAAGGAACGUCUAGCAAGAGAAACUUCAACAACUCAGAUUACACAAAUUUUAGUCGGUAAAAGAGCAGAUUUUAGUCUCCUAAAACCUUCGAAAAAAUUAGAUCCGGAACAGAGUAAAUUACCUCCAAUACACGAAGGGCCACAUGAAAGUAGUGACAGUGAAGGAUCAAUUAAAUAAAACACCUAUCGGUUUGUUAAUUUAAUUUGGUAGUAAAAUUUACAUUUAUUUAUA
This is a messenger RNA of Tribolium madens (black flour beetle), 721 nucleotides long. RefSeq lists its product as uncharacterized. The transcript is spliced from 3 exons. The coding region runs from base 227 to 667 and encodes 146 amino acids. The record is from RefSeq and is a predicted model, not a curated record. NCBI's taxonomy places the organism in Eukaryota, Metazoa, Arthropoda, Insecta, Coleoptera, Tenebrionidae.